Molecule: messenger RNA, 165 nt
Organism: Entrophospora candida
Lineage: Eukaryota; Fungi; Glomeromycota; Glomeromycetes; Entrophosporales; Entrophosporaceae
Source: the annotation of a GenBank genome assembly
AUGAUAGUGAUGAGGAGUCUACAAGAAGUUAAUUUAUUAGAUAAUAAAUCAAUUACAAAUUUAAGUCUUUCCACCUUAGAUUAUGACGAUUUAUAUACUUCACCAUACAACCAUGUACCACAUUGGGCUUAUAUUUCAAAAAAUAUCAUUCGUAGUAGACAUUGA